Messenger RNA from Westerdykella ornata, 1560 nucleotides. RefSeq lists its product as uncharacterized. NCBI's taxonomy places the organism in Eukaryota, Fungi, Ascomycota, Dothideomycetes, Pleosporales, Sporormiaceae. The coding region runs from base 1 to 1560 and encodes 519 amino acids. The transcript has 2 exons. Gene Ontology annotation, molecular function: ubiquitin binding. Gene Ontology annotation, cellular component: endoplasmic reticulum. The record is from RefSeq and is a predicted model, not a curated record.
AUGGCGGACGCGGGGGUGGAUAUAGGACAGCUUACAGAAGACCAGCAACUGGCACUGCAGCAAUACACCGCCGUCACAAACCAGGAAGUCAAGGAUGCAGUACCGUUGCUACAGCGUUGCCAAUGGAAUGUUCAGAUCGCAAUAGCUCGCUUCUUCGAUGGAGAACCAGCCGACGACCCGACUGCAGCAAGCCCAGAGAUACCCGCACCGCGAGAUAUCCGGCGGCAGGAGACGCUUCUCAGCGGCUUGACGAGCUCACCGCGAUCCUCCAUAUCCGGCCGGCGCAUGCGGAUCGAUCCCGCACCGCGAGUCGUGCCGCAACCAGAGAACCAGGUCGCAACGCAGGUGCCGCUCGUCUUUGCCAUAUUAUUUGCCCCGUUCAGUCUUGUGUACUCCGUGAUAUCGAAGGCAUUCCGGUUAUUCGGAUACCUCUUUCCCUUCCUUCCACGGGCAUGGGGACGCUUGACGGCGAGCAACAUCAACACGCCUGCAGCGCGGCGGACCAGCGGGCGGCGGCCGCUCCCCCCUCGAGACAAUGCGGCGCGGUUUAUACGGGAGUUUGAGGAGGAGUACGGGAGCAAUAAUCUGCCUUUCCUCGAGCACGGAUAUGCCCAAGCGCUCGAUCUGGCGAAGAGGGAUCUGAAGUUCCUGUUGGUUAUCCUGGUGUCGCCGGAGCAUGACUACACAUCUUCCUUCAUCAGGGAGACGCUGUUGUCGCAGGAGGUCGUGGAGUUUAUACGGAAGCCGGAGAACAAUAUCGUUCUGUGGGCGGGCAACGUGCAGGACUCGGAAGCUUACCAGGUUUCGGCGGCGUUGAACUGCACGAAGUUCCCCUUUGCCUGUCUCAUUGUCCACACGCCUUCCGUGUCGUCGACGGCCAUGGGCGUAGCUACGCGCAUAGCGGGUCCGACUCCGCCGGCGGAGUUCAUCACGAAGCUCCGACAGGGGAUGCGGCCGCACAUCGAGGCGUUGAAUCGAGUGAGGGCGCAGAGAGCAGAGCAGCAGGCUGCGCGCAAUAUCCGCCAAGCGCAGGACUCCGCGUAUGAGCGGUCCCUCGCACAGGACCGCGAGCGCGCGCGGCAAAAGAGGGAGGAAGCGGAGAGGAGAGCAAGGGAAGAGAAGGAGGCAUUGGAGAGGGAGCAGGCCAAGGAGCGGUAUGCGCGGAACCUCGAGCAGUGGCGGAAAUGGCGGGCUUCGUCCAUCCGUGCGGAACCGGGGCCUGAGGAGAGGGACGUCGUUCGCAUCAGUCUCCGGUUACCGUCCAGCGAGCGGGUGGUGAGGAGGUUUGCGAGUGAUGCGCAUAUCGAGGAGUUGUAUGCGUUUGUAGAGUGCUAUGAUGUUUUGCAGGGUGGGGAAGGGGUACUGGAACUGGAAAAGGUGGAUGAGCCCGAGGGGUUCGAGCAUGAGUAUAAGUUUCGGCUUGUGUCGCCGAUGCCUAGGGAGGUGUUUGAUUUGGAGAGUGGAGGGACGGUGAGGGAGAGGAUUGGGAGGAGUGGGAAUCUUAUUGUUGAGAGGAUGGAUGAGGAGGAUGAGGAGGAGGGGAAGGGAGGUGAGAGUUGA